Molecule: messenger RNA, 617 nt
Organism: Camarhynchus parvulus
Lineage: Eukaryota; Metazoa; Chordata; Aves; Passeriformes; Thraupidae
Product: lysine-rich arabinogalactan protein 19-like
Exons: 2
Coding region: 7-594 (195 amino acids)
Source: RefSeq, a predicted model, not a curated record
AAGCUGAUGACCCCAGAACCUUUGGUGGCCCCAGAGGUGAUUUCACUGGUCACUCUGGUCACUCUGGUCAAUCCGAUGACCCCAGACCCUUUGGUGGCCCCCAGACCCACCUGGGUGGCCAACCUGGUCACUCUGGUCAAUCCGAUGACCCCAGAACGUUUGGUGGCCCCAGAGGUGAUUUCACUGGUCACUCUGGUCAAUCCGAUGACCCCAGAACCUUUGGUGGCCCCCAGACCCACCUGGGUGGCCAACCUGGUCACUCUGGUCAAUCCGAUGACCCCAGAACGUUUGGUGGCCCCAGAGGUGAUUUCACUGGUCACUCUGGUCAAUCCGAUGACCCCAGAACCUUUGGUGGCCCCCAGACCCACCUGGGUGGCCAACCUGGUCACUCUGGUCAAUCCGAUGACCCCAGACCCUUUGGUGGCCCCAGAGGUGAUUUCACUGGUCACUCUGGUCAAUCCGAUGACCCCAGCCCCUCGGGCAGCCCCCGGCCCCACCUGGUUGUCCCCACCGGGCGCCCCGAGGAGCCCUCGCCCAGCCCGGGCCCCCCCGCGCUCCUGGAGGAACGCGCCCACGGCUUGGUCACCUACCUGACCAUCGCCCACCCCGUGCCCGCC